Molecule: messenger RNA, 2343 nt
Organism: Emys orbicularis (European pond turtle)
Lineage: Eukaryota; Metazoa; Chordata; Testudines; Emydidae
Gene: HOXB3
Product: homeobox B3
Exons: 8
Coding region: 1141-2343 (400 amino acids)
Biological process (GO): regulation of transcription by RNA polymerase II; anterior/posterior pattern specification; embryonic skeletal system morphogenesis
Cellular component (GO): nucleus
Molecular function (GO): DNA-binding transcription factor activity, RNA polymerase II-specific; RNA polymerase II cis-regulatory region sequence-specific DNA binding
Source: RefSeq, a predicted model, not a curated record
UUGGCCGCUGUACCUUGGGUCGGAUCAGUGUCCUCUAUAGGGCUCUUGCUUCUUUAGAUUUUUUUACUUUCGUGUAUAAACUCGAUAGGGCUAAAAGGGGGAGGAGGUGGUGGAGGGGGUAAACACAUACACACACACUCUCACCCCCCAAAAGCGAGCGAGAGAGAGUUAAAAGAUUUUUGUUUUUAAUUCCUGUGUUAAUUUGCCUGCUGAUUUUGGAAUCUCAGUAGUAAUGGAGGGGAAGUGGAGAUUCUGUGCCGAGUGGAGGCUGAUAUUUUUCAAAGAGGGAAGUUACUCCAUUUUCUAUGCAAAUGACAGCAAUGCAAGAAGCUAUCACAAGUCAGAGAGACAAUCGACGGCUAUCAGGUUGGGACAAUAUUUGUCAGCUAAAAGAUAAACAAACGCUAUUUGCUUUUUAAAAAACUUAUACCACAGAAAUGGACGUCAAAAGCAAAUCUCCGCAGACCGUCUGUUGGGAAAAAAGUACCCGGAGUCCUACAAAAAUCUUCAAGGGGAAUAAUAACAAUAAAAAAAUCUGGAUCAUAAAGUUGAAAACUUUUUUUUUUUUUUUUUUGGAAAACAAAACGAAACAAACAACAACUCUCACUUGGGAAGAAUCCACUCAAACCAUGAAUACCGUCUAUGGGGCGUUGGAAAAAGGAUGUGGGAAUGCACAAGCCGUAACACAUCAACAUUCAGUGAUCCCCAAGAGCCGGAUCCAAAGCCCAUGAAGUCAAUGGAUGUUUUCCCAUUCGGUCCACGGGAGUGAUUCCAUUAGGCCAAUAGGACUUCAGUGAUGGCAGGCUCAGAAUCGCCAUGGUUUUAAAACAACACAAAACAAUCGUUCAGAUACUUGCAGCAGCCGAUUUCCCCCCUUCUCUCCUUCUUCCUGAAGUCCUUGGUAGCGAACUAACACAGAAAUUGUUACCUAUCUGUAUGUGACAUCAAAUGAAGGCAGUUCUCUUUCUUUCUCAAACUGCUGCGCUGUUUCAUUUGUGCUGGACCAGACAACGGAGAAUUGGUCAGCUUCCAAUAGACAACUGGAAACGGAUUGUCACGUGACCUUGGGGUGCCAAUGUUCUUCCGUAAGGGUCUCAAGACCUUGGUAGUCGGUAAAAAUAUUUUUUGGGAAUCCCAGAGAUGCAGAAAACAACAUACUACGACAGUUCAACGCUGUUUGGAGGCUAUUCCUACCAGGGUGCUAAUGGGUUUGGUUAUGAUGGCCCUCAACAGCCUUUCCAGCCUUCUUCUCACGUGGAGAAUGACUACCAGAGGUCUGCCUGCUCCCUCCAAUCUCUGGGCAACACUGCCCCACAUGCAAAAAGUAAAGACCUGAAUGGAAGCUGCAUGCGUCCAAGUUUGCCCCGGGAGAAUCAUCAAGCCCCACCUGUCUCACCACCCCCAAACUCUGUCACCAACAGCAACAGUAGCAGCAGCAAUAGCCAGUCAGGGAGCAGUAAAACUGCCCCCAGCAAAUCAAAUCUCAGUUCAAACGCAACUCUCACCAAACAGAUUUUCCCCUGGAUGAAAGAAUCGAGACAAAACUCCAAACAGAAAAACAGCUCCCCUACCACAGAAAGCUGCAGCGGCGAGAGAAGCCCUCCAGGGUCUUCUUCUGCCUCCAAACGAGCCCGCACUGCCUACACCAGCGCGCAGCUGGUGGAGCUGGAGAAGGAAUUCCACUUCAACCGCUACCUUUGCAGGCCCCGCCGAGUGGAGAUGGCCAAUCUGCUCAACCUCAGCGAAAGGCAGAUCAAGAUCUGGUUCCAGAACCGGAGGAUGAAGUAUAAAAAAGAUCAGAAGUCGAAAGGCAUGGGGUCUUCUUCGGGGGGGCCCUCCCCAACGGGCAGCCCGCCCCAGCCCAUGCAAUCUUCAGCAGGGUUUAUGAAUGCCUUGCACACCAUGACUAGUAACUACGAUGACCCAUCGCCUCCUUCCUUCAAUAAGCCCCACCAGAAUGCCUAUGCCAUGUCAACUAACUACCAAAACCCCAUCAAAGGGUGCCCCUCGCAACAGAAGUAUGCCAACACCGCGCCGGAGUACGAUCCCCACAUAAUACACGGCAACGGGAGCACAUAUGGGACUCCCAAUAUGCAAGGCAGCCCUGUAUACGUUGGAAGCAGCUAUGUGGAUUCUAUGCCUGCUUCGGGCCCCUCCCUUUACGGCCUCAAUCACCUGCCACACCACCAGUCUGCCAGCAUGGACUACAACGGGGCUCCACAGAUGCCAACCAGCCAGCACCAUGGACCAUGUGAGACCCACCCAACCUACACAGACCUUUCCACGCACCACGCCUCUUCUCAGGGCCGAAUCCAAGAGGCGCCCAAACUCACCCACCUGUGA